UGCGCACUCUGGGGGAAAGCGGAGCUGCACCCCGCCCCGUACUGCUGCUCCACUCCUCCGCUGUGCGUGCGAGGGACGUCGGGGGCGGCGCCGCAGCAGUUGCCCUUGGUAACGGGGGAGGCAGGAGGAGGAGGAGGAGGAGGGACUCGGCGGGAGGAUGGGCUUGCUCUCAAUUUUGCGCAAGUUGAAAAGUGCACCAGACCAGGAGGUGAGAAUACUUCUCCUGGGCUUGGAUAAUGCUGGCAAGACCACUCUUCUGAAGCAGCUUGCAUCUGAAGAUAUCAGCCACAUCACACCUACCCAGGGUUUCAACAUCAAAAGUGUACAAUCACAAGGUUUUAAACUGAAUGUCUGGGACAUCGGUGGACAGAGGAAAAUCAGACCAUACUGGAGGAAUUAUUUUGAAAAUACCGAUAUUCUUAUAUAUGUAAUCGACAGUGCAGACAGAAAAAGAUUUGAAGAGACGGGUCAGGAACUAGCGGAAUUAUUGGAGGAAGAAAAACUAAGUUGUGUGCCAGUGCUCAUCUUUGCUAAUAAGCAGGAUUUGCUCACAGCAGCUCCUGCCUCUGAAAUUGCAGAAGGACUGAACCUGCAUACCAUCCGCGACCGAGUCUGGCAGAUCCAGUCUUGCUCAGCUCUCACAGGAGAGGGCGUUCAGGAUGGCAUGAACUGGGUCUGCAAAAAUGUCAAUGCAAAGAAGAAAUAAAAUCUAGACGAAUGGAGACGCGGGAGCUGCGGGAGCCGAAUUCGGUCCUGAAAAACACUAAUUUGCUGCUUUCUGACCAAAUGUUUUUCCAUCUGUGUACAGCUACAGCUGUUUGAAGGGAGGGAACAACACAGUUUAGAAAGAAUCCCCAUUCCAGCAGUAGAUUUAACUGAUCUCUGAGGUUCAGUAUCCUUUUUCAAAUAAAGGAAUUAUAUUAUUUCCUCUGCAUAAUUGAAAUAGUAUCAAAUGUCUCAAAGCACAUGAUUAGAAAAUGAGAUCUUUUAAAUGAGCAAGAGAUUGCAUUGCAGUUUAGACAAUUCCAGUGGGCUUUUUUUUCCUCUCAAAAAAAAAAAAAGAAAAAGAGGAAGAAGCAGCUUUGCUGAGUUCAUUUAUUUACUGACCCAUCCCUUGCAUUCCCUCCAUGGUUUUGAAACCACAGACAGUGUUUGCUGCUGCUGUCAGUGAUUUUUACCAUCACCAGCCCAGCCAGGCUUCAGUCUGUCCGGCAGGAAGCUGCUGGGUGGGGGUGGGGGGAGAAAAGGCAGAUAAUUAAACUAUCCCAUCGUCUUGCAGGUCAGAGACUGCGUAUGUAAUCCUCACUCUUUGGACAGAAAAAAAAAAAAAAAAACCCUUUCUUGCAGACAAGUCACUACAGAAACAUACCCCAUCCCACCCACCCCUGCCCCCGCCCCCACCCCAGCCAGCCACACAGAGAAGCAAAUUCUUAUGACUUUUGACUGUAAUGACAUCUGGAAUGUAAGGAGAGGUGGGAGGUUUAAUUCCAGAAAAAUUACAAGGUCCUUAAAAAGCUCUCACAUCGAGGGCUCAGGCUAGCGUAAACAGGCUUUCUCCAGCUCAGUGGAGCAGUGAGCAGCCGACUCUGAGAUUAGCUGGCUUCUCCGUGGCCAUCCUAUAGAUGGGAUUUCUAAAGCUCAAAGAAUUCUGUGUUUAAACGAUCACAAUAGGCUGCUGCUAUCAGAUUUUAGAAAUCAAUGCAGCUUACCAUGAACCUGCUCCACUGAGAAAAGCCAGGCAGAUCGAUUUUUAGAGAGAUCAAUUUUUACAGUGCUGGCAACUUGGUGGUGUGGGAUGCUCCUGGGUGGAGAGGGUUUGCUGCUGGGAAGGACAUGGGUGUAUGUGUGACUGCAGGGGUCGUGUCCAGGGAAGCCAGAGUCACCCCAGCUGCUGGGCUCCUCUGCCUCUCUGCAGCAGAGUGUCUGUCCUCUGUGGAUGGAUUGGAGAGGAAUAGCAGAACAUUUCUCCUGCCCCUCAAAAUGAGCUUGUUUCCCUGAACCUCAGAAAUCCUCAGCUUCAAACAUGGGGAAACAGGCCAGAGCAUUGCCCGGCUGCUGAAUUAAACUCUGUUCUGGUGCCUGAGCUCAGGGGUUUUCAGAGAAUGAAUAAGAGACUGUCCAGUGACUGGUGGGUCCCUGGGGGCCAGCUGCCUUCUCAUCCUGGGAGGUGGCCCUUCCCAAGCCCAUCAGGGCAUGUGAGCAGACUGAAGGGGCCACUGCAGCCCCUGGCCCUCGGUACCCAGCUUUUUCUGGCUAAGAGUAUGCAGCAGAGACUGAGGCAUAGCCAGCUUCAAAAGCGGUCUGGCGUGAAAGUCAUUAAAGCCAGCCAUGAAAAGGUGCCCCGGAGUUGCUGUGGACAGACCUGUAAGGACUUGCAAAACAAAAGAAAGUGAGGGUUUUUUUUAAACCGCAGAGCUAACUGCUCUCUGCAACCUCCUCCACUGGCUUCUCUGGCUCACCCAAGCUCCUCUCCUACUUUGAACAGAGGCAACACAGAAUUACAAGGAAUCAGAAAUCCCCCUUCUACCAGGCUGCAAAUGUGGCUCUAGCACUUGCAAAUUGUUUUUUCUUCCAGAUAGUUCAUCAGGGACAAGUUAUCUGAGGGGCAAAAUGCCUGCUUGGAGGUCUGCAAUUUUGGAACACUGCACUAUGGAACUUUGACUCUGGCAGUGGAGGGUCUGUAAAAUAUUUUUGUUCUUUUACCACCAACUUAGGGGACUGUUUUAAAGAGCCCUCCCAAGGCCUCUGCUAGCAGGCAGAAGCCACUCCUCUGAUAACGGCCUCUGUAAAUGUUCCGGUUUGCUCCUCAGCUGCAGAGACACAGAGACGCUGCAGAUGUCACACGCUUUCAUCUUCCCUUUGAGCCCUUUGGAACCCUCCUGGGGCUCUGGGGUAGAUGAGAGAAGCCUGGAAAAGGCAGAGUUUGAAAGCUCCCAUUUAAAAACAAAAUGCUUUUUAAAGCCCUCUUGCCUCUUCCCUGCCCACUCCUGCCCCCUGACCAGAAGACAGAAUUUGAAGCUGGAAAGGGGAGCCCCCUUUUCUCCUCCUCCCGUCCCCAGUGAAUCUUAGCGAGACUUUUGCCCUGCACACAAUUGCAUCUGAAUGUGCGGGGGAGAGGGCUGGAGGCCGGAGGGCAGGCGAGGCCUGGGGGUGUGCUCCUGAUAGGUGCUCAAGCCAGUUGUGGGAAAAACUGGAGCCCUCCCCUCCUCCUGACCUACCCCGUGUGGCUGCUUUUGGCUGGAUUCCCUGCACCCAGUGCAACACACCCUUUCCCCUUCACUCUCCCUUGGUUACUAUGGAAACAAGGGUGUCAUUGAUGUGGGCUGAGCUGGGGAACAUGUCGGUGCACAGCUGAAAGUCAGCGAUUAUGCCGGCGGUUAGAAAUGUGCCAGGGUUAAAGGAGUCUGCAGCUCCCACGGCUGCUGGGAGGACACGGUCCUGCCCCCUUCCUUCCUCCCUCCCUCCGUCUCCACUGCUCUCUCCUGGCUUUUGACAAAUUUCUUUAUUCCCCUCUGGACUAAAGUAGUGGCUAUUUUUGUGCCACUCUGCGCCCCACCCUCACUGUUGGCCGCUCCUUUUCCGGCCUGGCCUGGAGGGUGACACCGUGUCACCCCCACCAGGACUCGUCUCUCCAUUCCCGUCAGAGUUUGCUUUGAUUUCCCUUUCCUUUCCUUCUCGGGGACCAGUUCUUACUUCCUUUUAUUUUUAGCUCUGCACUCCAUGUGGUUUCAGGGUUCAGUCUGAUCCAUCAAAAGGUUCUUUUUUUAUAAUCCCUUUUGAAAAUGAUAAUCAAAGGAAGAGACGUGGUGUUUGGUCAUGUGGAAAACUCAAUGUAUAAUUUAGACGUCUGUCAAAAAUCCGACAAAUAAAAUUUAGCUGGAACGAA
Molecule: messenger RNA, 3886 nt
Organism: Piliocolobus tephrosceles (Ugandan red Colobus)
Lineage: Eukaryota; Metazoa; Chordata; Mammalia; Primates; Cercopithecidae
Gene: ARL3
Product: ARF like GTPase 3
Exons: 6
Coding region: 158-706 (182 amino acids)
Molecular function (GO): GTP binding; GTPase activity
Source: RefSeq, a predicted model, not a curated record